Molecule: messenger RNA, 1091 nt
Organism: Suillus subaureus
Lineage: Eukaryota; Fungi; Basidiomycota; Agaricomycetes; Boletales; Suillaceae
Product: kinase-like domain-containing protein
Exons: 3
Coding region: 99-1034 (311 amino acids)
Biological process (GO): protein phosphorylation
Cellular component (GO): nucleus
Molecular function (GO): cyclin-dependent protein serine/threonine kinase activity; ATP binding
Source: RefSeq, a predicted model, not a curated record
AACAACUUUCUCCCCAUCCACUUAUUUCAAUUCUGGCUGCAGAUCCAUCAAGUCCGAGUCCACGCGAACAGCGUUUCGUUCUUCUCGCAAAAUCAUUGAUGUUUCAAAUCCUAAGUGGUGUGACAUUCCUUCACGAGUCGACAAAAAUUGCACACCGAGAUAUCAAACCAAGCAACAUACUUCUCACUUUAUCUGGCCGAGUUCAGCUCAUUGACUUUGGCAUAUCCUGGAAGGAAGGGGAAGAUCUUGCCGCAAAGAAAAACGAUUUAUGGGUUGAAACCCCGGAAAAGAUGUACUUUGAAGUUUCUACAGGACCAUACCGUGCCCCUGAGCUGCUGUUUGGGCCUAGAAAUUAUGACGCAUUCGCGAUCGACUCUUGGAGCCUUGGAGCAACCUUUGCGGAAUUCUUCACGACCCUUCGUCUGUUUAACCCGCUUGACGACGAAGACUUCGACUUUGAGGGCGAUGAGCAGUCUGACUCAAGCGACGAAAGCUCAUCGAAGCCAACCGAGCCAUUCAUCAUACCAAAGCAACUUCGCAUCGGAGAUCCCUCGAACAGAUGGGCCAGGGAUUCACUAUUUGAUUCCACACGUGGAGAGAUUGGUUUAGCAUGGAGUAUUUUCAAGAUACGAGGUUCGCCAAAUGAGACCAAUUGGCCAUCCUUCUUGAGCUUACCGGACGCAAACAAGUUGUCCUUCAUAAAUGUUGAGCCUGUUGACCUUCCCUUUAUCCUAUCCAAUCUUCCUUCAUCCGCGCAGCAGCGUGAAGUCGACACAAAAACACACGUGCCCCCAGAGACCAUGUCACCAACUCCUGCUGAUCUUAUCCAUCGAUUCCUUGUAUACGAACCAUCUCGGCGUCUCUUCCCUUCCAAGGCAUUGACUCACCCCUGGUUCACAUCCGAACCACCGUUACUUUUGCCCGAUGACUUCCCUGCUCCAAGCAUUCAUGGUGAGGCUUCAAUAAGCCUCAACUGGGGCGCAAAGUCUCUGGGAGAAUGGCUUUCAGAUGUUCAUCCCAGUGGCGCAGUUUGAAGAGACGAGUAAAACAAGGGAUACGACAAUACCAUGUGUUACACAAUGCAUAUAAUU